Mesoplodon densirostris (Blainville's beaked whale) is the source of this 2845-nucleotide messenger RNA. RefSeq names its product alcohol dehydrogenase iron containing 1 (gene ADHFE1). Lineage: Eukaryota; Metazoa; Chordata; Mammalia; Artiodactyla; Ziphiidae. Bases 1031 to 2401 code for a protein of 456 amino acids. Gene Ontology annotation, cellular component: mitochondrion. Gene Ontology annotation, molecular function: metal ion binding; alcohol dehydrogenase (NAD+) activity. The record is from RefSeq and is a predicted model, not a curated record. The transcript is spliced from 12 exons.
AAGGGACGGAGGCGCGAGGUGAUGACCAGGGUGGCCUGCAGGCCCACUGAGGGCUUCCGGAGGAAACGGCCCAAAGGCUGCUGGAAGAAAGACGAAACACCCUGAAGACAACGGGAAAAUAACACGGGAAGUUCCGGGGGAGAAGGAUGGGGGGAUAGGGUGCGAGUAGUUUACACUGGGUCCAUUUGGCCAAAGCUCCUAACCUAGGAAGAGCUGAGACCCCAUCUUUUUUGGGGCGGGGGGGGCUUAAACAAUAGAAAUUUAUUCUUCCACAAAUCCGGAAGCUGGAAGUCUGAGAUCAAGGUGUCAGCGGGGUUGGUUUCUUCUGAGGUCUCUCUCCUUGGCUUGUGGAUGGCCGUCUUCUCUCUGCGCCUUCACAUGAUCUUCCUCUGUGUACGCCUUGCGUUAUAUGAGAUUCCAUCUUGCUAGCAGGUUCGCUCUGGACACUCUCCUUGCUGACUUGAUGAAGCAAGUGGCCUUGGUGGCCCAGGAAUUCCAGGGGCCAUCUAAGAACUGAGGGCAGUCUCCAGUGGACAGCCAGCAAAAAGCCAAGGCCUCAGUCCUAUAGCUCUCCGCGCCCGUUCCUCACGUCCCCCGGAGUCGCCAGACUGGGUUUGCGAGUUGCUGCGUCCAUGUAGGUCCCGAGGCGGCAGCGGCCGCCGGGAAUCAACCCGAUGAAGCCGGGAAGCGGACAGAAGUCUUUUGGGAGAGCGCGCAGCGAGGCCUCGGGUGCCCGGCCGGAGAGGCCCUCGGGCGAUGCCGGAGGGAGUCCAGCGCCCGCCCCGGGGCCUCGCCUGGCCUGCCGGUGGGGACGGGGGCGGGGCACCCUCCCUUAAACCUUCCUGUAGCCCCAGAGCGCUCAUCCCAGCUCCCCGCAUUUAACUAUAGCUUGAGAAAUAAGUGGAAGAACGAUCCUACAAUGCUGGGAAGACUCUGAGUCAACUUUUUGUCCAUGGUGAUUUCUGGCUUUUUCUAUCGUGGGGUGUUUGCCGUAGCUACUACUCUGAUAGCCUCUUAAGACCAGAAUGCAAUGUGUGUUACUUUAAGGCUUCUUAUAUUCUGGUUUUCUGGUUUCACGCUACUUUUUCUUUUCGUUUCCCUAGAUGCCAGUGCCCAAGUCAUUCUCAUACUUACUCCCAAGAUGGCUGUUUCAAAUAUUAGAUAUGGAGCAGGAGUUACAAAGGAAGUGGGCAUGGACCUACAAAACAUGGGUGCUAAAAAUGUUUGUUUGAUGACAGACAAGAACCUCUCCCAACUCCCUCCUGUACAGACAGUGAUGGAUUCCUUAGUGAAGAAUGGCAUAAACUUUAAGGUUUAUGAUAAUGUGAGGGUGGAACCAACCGAUGGAAGCUUCAUGGAAGCUAUUGAAUUUGCCAGAAGGGGAGCUUUUGAUGCCUACGUGGCCAUGGGUGGCGGCUCCACCAUAGACACCUGCAAAGCCGCUAAUCUGUAUGCAUCCAGCCCUGACUCUGAUUUCCUGGACUACGUCAAUGCCCCCAUUGGGAAGGGAAAGCCUGUGACUGCGCCUCUUAAGCCUCUGAUUGCAGUCCCAACUACCUCAGGAACUGGGAGUGAAACUACUGGAGUUGCCAUUUUUGACUAUGAACGCUUGAAAGUAAAAACUGGUAUUGCUUCGCGAGCCAUCAAACCCACACUGGGCCUGAUCGAUCCGCUGCACACCCUGUACAUGCCUGAGCGGGUGAUCGCCAACAGUGGCUUCGAUGUGCUUUGUCACGCCCUGGAGUCCUACACUGCCCUCCCGUACCACAUGCGGAGCCCCUGCCCUGAGAAUCCCAUCACUCGGCCAGCCUACCAGGGCAGCAACCCCAUCAGUGACAUUUGGGCAGUCCACGCACUGAGGAUCGUUGCCAAGUAUCUGAAGAGGGCUGUCAGAAAUCCUGAUGAUCUUGAAGCAAGGUCUAAUAUGCACUUGGCAAGUGCUUUUGCUGGCAUUGGCUUUGGAAAUGCUGGUGUUCAUCUGUGCCAUGGAAUGUCUUACCCAAUUUCAGGCUUAGUGAAGACAUAUAAAGCAAAGGAUUAUAAUGUGGAUCACCCACUGGUGCCUCAUGGUCUUUCUGUGGUACUCACCUCCCCAGCAGUGUUCACUUUCACGGCACAGAUGUCUCCUGAGCACCACCUGGAGAUGGCAGAAAUACUGGGAGCCGACACCCGCACUGCCAGGAUCCCAGAUGCUGGGCCCAUUUUGGCAGACACGCUGCGGAAAUUCUUAUUCGAUCUGGAUGUGGAUGAUGGCCUAGCUGCCAUUGGCUACUCCAAGGCCGAUAUCCCCGCACUAGUGAAAGGAACACUGCCCCAGGAAAGGGUCACCAAGCUUGCACCACGCCCUCAGUCAGAAGAGGAUCUGUUUGUUCUGUUUGAAGCGUCAAUGAAACUAUAUUAAUUUUCAUUUUCACUGAAAGAAUUAGCAUUGGCCGUCGUAAUUCUGAAAACAGAAGUUGAUCUAGCAAGAGCUUUGUCUUUUCACCUCCACACAUAACUUCCCUGUUACCAGCUUGAAUGUGAUAUAAUUUUAUCCUGUAGAAGAUUCCCUGAUGCUCCAAGUCCAGCUACUUCCAUAGAACACACUGGACAAAUGCCCACCAUGCUGGACCCUCAGCCAGACUUUAGAGGUCCAUGUUCCUGCCCCAAACCCUGCAGACUACACCUGCUCCAUGUAUCAAAAGGGCAAACACUCAGUAUCUACCAAAAAUAUUAAUGUGUAUAUCCUAUGCCCAGUGAUCAUCAACCCCACAUCUAGAAAUUUAUCCUAUAAAAUACUACAAGUGUGUAAAGAAAUAUGGCAAGGAUGUUUCUGGCGGUGCAUUUUCUAAUAAUAAAAAAUUUG